Molecule: messenger RNA, 2163 nt
Organism: Penicillium cosmopolitanum
Lineage: Eukaryota; Fungi; Ascomycota; Eurotiomycetes; Eurotiales; Aspergillaceae
Exons: 2
Coding region: 1-2163 (720 amino acids)
Biological process (GO): DNA-templated transcription
Molecular function (GO): DNA binding; zinc ion binding
Source: RefSeq, a predicted model, not a curated record
AUGUCUCAAGAAAAGUAUCCCUGUGAAAUACCAGACAACGUCCCCGUCCGCGGGCCAGCCGUCUCAGACGACGCCCAGAGCCAACGCUGCCCAACGGAUUCCAAAGAGCGGGGCGAUGCUCCCCCGGACCAUCCGCAAUCCGCCUGCUCGGAUGAGGCCGCCGCGAUCGAUGACAUACCAAGGUCAGUGCAUCAAGGGGGAGAUCCAGCGCCGCUGCCGGAACCAAUGCUGUUCGACACACCAGACGCCGAUACCCUGUGGACGACGGCAAGUUUCUUCGACAUGGGUGAUAGAAACACGGACCAGACGUCGGCGGGCGACCUCACAGACUGGCAAGACAUGGAUUUUUCCUUUCUCGAUGAGGUGACCGCCGCAAAUGAGACCAAUAUAUGGGGUCCCGAGCCACCGGAUCACAAAUGCGCUUCCGUCAUGCCGGUCAGCUCGCAGGCAUACAGUGCCUCAUCCGUGGCUCGGACGUGGGUGCCUCUGCCUACAGAAAAUGGGAGUAUGGAACGAGGCAACCUAACAUUCGCCGGCGAUAUCCAUGAACUCCCGGCAAAGCGAGGUGCGGAACAUGUCUCACUACAACUAAUCGCGCCAGCGGCUCGAGACCGCAUCUUGAACAUGGUCUUCGCUGCCUAUCCAGAAAGGAUCGCGCCCAUUAUUGAAGAUUUUCCGUCGGCUGAGAUUCUGUCCAGGUUAGUCUACAGAUAUGUCAGCCAGCGGAAGGUGGAGUGUACUGAUUUUGUACACCUACCCACCUUUGAAUGGAAGAGUCGACGUCCCGAGCUUCUCGCGGCGAUGAUUGCACUGGGGUCUAUAGACGGCCCCAUGGCUACGGUUAGAAAGUUCGGAUACGCUCUGCAAGCGACGGUGCGCCGUGCCACUAUCCAACGGUACGAGGAAGACCAUGCAAAGAUGCGAGAUAUGGACCUCGCGCAGGCGUACCUGAUCCAACAGUACAUUGCAUUUUUCAGCGGCAUCUCGCGAAAAAUCGGGUUAGCUGAGAGCUGCUCCAUGAUCACCUCGACUAUCAUCUCUCAAGCGCGUAUGCUUCUGCAUGGGUCAGAAAAGACGGUCGAAGCCGCCCUGGCGACGGACUCGAUUGAGCAACUCGACCCGAUAUGGCGCCGCUGGUCCCAGCAAGAGUGUAUCCGUCGCAUCAUCUAUUAUUCCUACACGCUAGACUCUCAGGUCUCCAUAACCCGGAAGCUCAACCCCAUUCUCCCCUACACUGACAUGGACACCUCCCUCCCGUGUCCCGACCCGCUCUGGCGCGCCGACACGCCAGCCGCAUGGAAACAUGAACUCAUUGCGCGAACCACACCACAGCCAACGUCAUUGUUAGACUUACUCCGGUCACCGCGACUGCUGCGGACGCAUGGACACUGUCUGGAUUCCCCGUUCGUGCACAUGGUCUACGUAAGCGGGCUCUGGUCAAUCGUACAAGAGUACCGCCGACUGAGCAGCGUAGCCAGCAUCUCGAGCUCCUGGAACAGCCUAGUGCUUAUGUCCCGCCACGACGAACUCACCGCAAUCCUGGAACGAUUCAGGAAAGAUAGCAUCGAAGUGCGACGAAAGGCGCCGGAAGUGGAUCUGCUCUACAAUCUGGUCUCGAUGCACCUCUACGUCUCCUUCAGGGAGCUCCAGCCCGUGGUCAGCCACGGAAAGGACCAGAGCUGCCCCCAGGCAGAUAAAACCGCCAGAGCGUACGCCCUGGAUUGGAAACAAGACGCAGGCUCACGGUUUGCGGUCUGGUUCGCGGGCCAGGUCGUCCGAGCCGCACGGGCGUUCCACCAGGAGACGCUUUGUGACGUGUACACAAUUGGACUGCUGCAGGCCACCGUCGUACUCUGGGUAUACGGAAAUCUCAGUGACACCCCGAUGAGCGCGGGCCCACUGGUCAUGUCCCCGAUCAUGGAGCUGGAUGAGACCGAUCCGGUGGGUCUAGAGAACUACCUUUGCGACGGGCAGGGUCAGGCCGGUUUGAACGUUCCCUCGCGAGGGUUUGUGCUACUUUCGGAUUCACGGUCCGUGGUGGAGGCUGUCAAGGGCAUUCUUCAGCAGAACUGGCGACAUAGUCCCUUUCCCUCUGGCACCGAGGAAGUGUAUCAGGUACUGAACGACUUACAGACUGACACUUCGAUUCAGGGUCAGGGAUAG